AAGAAGCAUGCCGUUGCUCUGCGAUGGGAAGUGCCCCGCACACGAGGCCUGGAGCAUCCUGCGCAGGGCGGCGUCGUGAGGUCACGACAAGUGUUGAGAAGCGUCCGAUGGGCAGAACAAGUGCCCCGUAAAUGGAACCAAUAGCCCUCAUGGAAACUAUGGUCACGUUGCUGGCGAAGAAUCAUCAGCUGCAGCAGGAGAACAGUCGCAUGCAUAAUUCAAUGUUUAGUUUAGUGAAGGAAAAUUUUGAGCUGAAAUCCUUGAUGCAGGGCAAAGAGCCCCAGUUGGAUUGCACAGUCUGUCCAGCGGAAGGAAAAAGCUCCUCCAGUCUGUGGACAAGCACCUGUGACGAGAGUCAGUUCCGCAAAGGCCUGAAACCUUCAGCAGAAGGACCGAAGACCUCCUCUCCCACCGCGCUGACGCCUGCCUUUCAGAACUCCACUCGCAAGGAGGACAGCGCUGAGUGGAAAAACUCGUCGGGCUACUUCCCUCAAGAUCCAAAACGCAUCCUUGGGGAAGUCGCUCUUCAACUGGACCGCAGGAUUCUCUCCUACGUUUUCCAAGGCCAUAAAAGGCGUUACGGCUUCACCAUAAGCAACAUACCAGCCAAGAUCAAAGAGGUGAGCAUACAUCCUCUCACCAAACAAGUCAAUGAAGAUUAUGAGCUUCACCUCACAAGAAGAUAUGACCGCCUCAUGGGGAACCUCACCCAGAAAGGAUACAGGACUCAGUUUCAUCCGGUGUUCUCGGAAUUCAUUGUCAAUACCUUUGGUGUCUUUGAGAGGCCCGGCAGCCAGACUUUGGAAUACAACAAUCCCAACUUUUUAAAGACGUUGAUAAUGACUGAAGCGCCCCAGAACCUGCAGGAGGACUUGAUCAUUAUCCUCGACUGCCUGUGUUUCAUGGCUGAGAAGUACAAACGGACUCUUUUUAAGUGGUACUGAUGAGGACUCGCAGCUUCUUCCACCAUUCCAGUCUUUGAAACCAGUGAUGAAUUCAGCUUCGAUGACAAACUGCUAUGCUCCUGCACGUUUAUAUUGUGAUCUCCCUCAUGUAUUUCUAUAUUUCACGCGUACUCUUGAAUCACAAAUGGUACGUUCAAGUGCGCAUUUCGCUGAUUUAAAGGCAACUGUACAUAUCAAAACAAUAAAUUAUAUUUUGGGAAUUUUCUGUUCUGAUCGU
This is a messenger RNA of Synchiropus splendidus (mandarinfish), 1182 nucleotides long. Its product is annotated as speriolin-like protein. NCBI's taxonomy places the organism in Eukaryota, Metazoa, Chordata, Actinopteri, Syngnathiformes, Callionymidae. The transcript is spliced from 4 exons. The record is from RefSeq and is a predicted model, not a curated record. The coding region runs from base 132 to 944 and encodes 270 amino acids.